Messenger RNA from Closterium sp. NIES-67, 1064 nucleotides. The record is from the annotation of a GenBank genome assembly. Lineage: Eukaryota; Viridiplantae; Streptophyta; Zygnematophyceae; Desmidiales; Closteriaceae.
GUUCUCGUCACAAGUACACAUUCAGAAGCCAUAGCGUUCCGAGUUCAGUGCAUUUCAUUAGUGUCGGAGGAACGCUUGACUGUCAGAAGUUCGUUCCCCCGCAACCCACAUAUCUCCUUAGUGACAUCCGUCAUGAGCCACCGACGCGGUUCUCUCACUUCCCUAGGACGUCGUUUGUCCGCCUUCACUAGUAAUGCCUUCGGCAGGCGACUCGGAAGCCGAAGGGACUCUGAAUCUAUCCGCAACUACCAUUGCCGCUCUGAGUAUCCCAUCCACUCCAAUUCCGAUUACGAUCCGUACGAUGACUUAUCCGACUCUGAAUCUUCCCACUCCGCGGAGUCCGCCGCGCCCGAUAUCAUCCCUUCCACGCUGCUUGCCCCAUCCUUCGCCCCGUCCGCGUCGCAAUUUUGCGAAGUCGCGUCGGCCUUCCAAACGGGCUUCGGAGGCACGCUUCCGCGCAUUCCUGGCGACAUAGUCGAGAAGAUCGUCGAGCGCGCAGACUACAAAGUUAGGGAUAUAACGGUUCAGCGGGAGAGAAUGAGCGGUGGGGACUGGGAAGAGACGUAUGUGGUCUCGCAGCCAGUGGAUUUCGGAAAAGGAUGGAUUAAGGAGAUUAAAGUGGACGCUGAAGCUCAUGACCAAGGCUGGAGCAGUUACCCCGAAGAUCACAAUACCUACGACAACUCGUGGACCUACGCCGAGCUCAUCCGAAUAUUACCUGACGGCUCGUUCGCCUCUCCCCGGGAGCAAAUCUAUCGCAACCUUCACGCGGAUAGGCAUUGGCAGCAUCAUUCUAAGUCGUGGACUGCUCAAUCGCUCUUUGUGCAGUCGCUAAACGCGGGGGAUAAGGUCGCAGUUGUGUUGCGAGCGCAGUAUCCCGGGUGGGUCCACUAUGUGAAGUGGGCGAGGGUGGAGAUAGUGUAUUCGACGCCAUUGCUGUAGUAGGCUAGUAAUGAAUGUGAUAAUAAUCUUGUUUUUAGACGUCUCAAAACACGUAGGCUAGUAAUGGACUCAGAAAGGAUAGGUGCCACCAUUUUUAUGUGCAAUCAAUCAUAUUCCCACAA